AUGGACGUCGAACAUCACAACUCCGGCUACAUUGGUAGACCAACGGUGGAUAUUCCACCGAGAAAGCUUCUUUCCUCCGUCAAAUCACCGUCCUCGACUUCAAGUCCCCGUCCCGACGAUAAUCACAAAGACUAUUGUUACGACUCUGACUCCGACGAUCCUUACGCCGGAGACCAUUUCCGGAUGUACGAGUUCAAGAUCCGACGGUGCACGCGUAGCCGUCGCCACGAUUGGACCGACUGUCCUUUCUCUCAUCCUGGCGAAAAAGCUCGUCGUCGUGACCCUCGCCGGUUUCACUACACCGGCGAAGUAUGUCCUGAGUUUCGUCACGGCGGCGAUUGCAGCCGUGGGGAUGAAUGCGGAUUCGCGCAUGGAGUUUUUGAGUGUUGGCUCCACCCGAGUCGUUACCGUACGGAAGCAUGUAAAGACGGUAAGCAUUGUGAGAGAAAAAUCUGUUUCUUCGCUCACUCUCCACGUCAGCUUAGAGUUCUGCCGCCGGAAAAUUUCGUCUCCGGCUGCAACGGUGGAUCUGCGUCGUCAUCCCCGGUAUUAAGUAAUAAGAAUAAUCGUUGUUGUGUGUUUUGUAAUUCCCACUCGCCAAGGAGCACUCUCUUGGGUGGUUUAGCACGAUCACCGCCGUCGUCUCCACCUCUGUCUCCGGCAAAUAAACAUGCCGUGUGUUCACGGCUGAGCCGCCGUCGGUCCACCGCCAUUGGGUACAAGGAAGUAUUAAACGAUCUUAUUAAUUCUUUAGAUUCCUUCAGUCUCACGGAAGCACUUGCCGUGGCUUCUUCAUCGUCUCUGGUCACUAUGCCGGUUUCCACGGCGGCUACAAUGCUUGUGUCAUCAAACCUAAGCAACUACCAUCACCGUCUUCCGGCGUGGCUUGAUGUCGGAGACAGAGAUCUUCAGUUACAACAGUUUGCUCUUUCACCUUCUUCUACUCCAAGUUACCUCAAUGGCCAGCUUCAUCUUCCGCCGCCACCAAGCUUCUUCAGCGAGGAACUGACACCACGCGGUGGCCGGCUAAGCGAUUUCACGGCGGCUGCAACUGCGGCGGCGGAAGCUAGGGAUAUGAAUAGCUUUGAGGUUGGUUCUAGUACCGAUCUUGAUCUCGGAUGGGUUAACGAUCUCUUGACAUGA
This is a messenger RNA of Microthlaspi erraticum, 1143 nucleotides long. The record is from the annotation of a GenBank genome assembly. NCBI's taxonomy places the organism in Eukaryota, Viridiplantae, Streptophyta, Magnoliopsida, Brassicales, Brassicaceae.